CCAGUUCGGUUGUCUAACUUUCUCCGUGUCCCAGGAUCUCGGGGCCAAUAAGAUACCUUCAAAAGCUUGUCUUGAAGAUCUGAUGCAGUAGCACCCCAGUGGCAAACUAGUCCAGAACCCAGGUGCUUGCUUGUGCUGUCUGUCAGUAAGUCUGACCUGCCUAUUCUGCAUCGGUGGUUAGACCUCCCACUACUCUUCAUACCGAGUAAAGCGAGUUAUUACAGAGCUUUCGGCCUCAGCCAUAAGCUUGACGCAAUACAUGUUUAUUUUAAAUGUCCGCGGAUUGCGUGGACUUUCUUUGCCUUUCAUAUAUUAACCACAUGUCACUCGAUGUCAUUCUUCUUCCACUUGCCCCCUUAUCAUCCUUUACCAGGCAAUAUGCAGCAAGUUGUACGCAUGAUCGGCUCUUUGGUAGCUGCCGGCCUGUUUCCAGCCGUCAUGGCAGCACCAGCUCCUCAGAUGAAUUAUGGAGAAAAUACUGGGGCCGUGGGUGGCGUUGAUCCCCCUUCUCCUACCGUGACUACAACAUCUGGAUCUCUCUAUGGGCCAUCAGAUCUACUCGGAGAGAUUGCUAAGCCAUCACCCAUCUCUGGCGGUGAUUCAGCUUUUGUUUCGGAUGCACCUCUUGUCAAUGGACAAGAAGCAGAUUCCGACCUUGGACUGUAUCUAGAUUUUAACAGCGUUGAGAACCCCCAGCCUCUCAGGGGCACGGGUGGCCAAACCGACCCAGGUCCAAGGACUUAUGAGUAUGAGAAGUUGAACCCAGAUAUCUUUGCUCCCCCUGGAACAGACUCAGGUGAUGUCCCACAGGCUCAGUGGCCACUGGGCCUCAGCCAUAAUCGAUUUGGUACUGGGAAGCAGUCGGGCUGGGCGAGACAACAGAACACCGAUCAAUUGCCAGCGGCAACAGAGAUGGCGGGCGUAGAUAUGCGCCUCGCUCCCCAUGCUUAUCGAGAACUUCAUUGGCACUCGGCAAACGAGUGGUCCUUGAUGCUCAAAGGCAGUGUGAGGCUCUCUGCUGUAAAUGAAAACGGCGAGACAUUCAUAGACGACAUUAGCGCUGGUGAUGUGUGGUUCUUUCCUGCUGGGGUGCCGCAUAGCAUAGUAAGAUAUACUCUUGUUUCAUAUUCACCCGGGGAGUUGAGUGUCCAAAAAUCUUCCCAGGAGCCGCCAAUCAAAGAAUACCUUGUCGAUCUCUUUAGAAGAGCUGGCGUCAGAUCUCUCUGUCAAGAAUCUAUACUAAAAAAAUUCUAGCAAGCUUUAGAUGAAGGAUGCGAGUUCCUGCUUGUCUUUGACCAAGGUGAUUUCUCUGAGGAUGGCACCUCGCUCAUCUCCGAAAUGUUCCUUCGAAAUCCGAAAGAAGUGCUUUCCAAGGAUUUACAAACACCAGUAUCAGCGUUCGAUAACCUUCCGACUGAUCAGCUCUACAUUUUCACUGGUACACCUGCGCCAGCUAAUAUUUCGGAGC
Messenger RNA from Mollisia scopiformis, 1468 nucleotides. Its product is annotated as RmlC-like cupin. The transcript is spliced from 3 exons. Bases 331 to 1254 code for a protein of 307 amino acids. The record is from RefSeq and is a predicted model, not a curated record. NCBI's taxonomy places the organism in Eukaryota, Fungi, Ascomycota, Leotiomycetes, Helotiales, Mollisiaceae.